Molecule: messenger RNA, 3035 nt
Organism: Thermothelomyces thermophilus ATCC 42464
Lineage: Eukaryota; Fungi; Ascomycota; Sordariomycetes; Sordariales; Chaetomiaceae
Exons: 7
Coding region: 462-2672 (736 amino acids)
Biological process (GO): intracellular signal transduction; protein phosphorylation
Cellular component (GO): cytoplasm
Molecular function (GO): protein serine/threonine kinase activity; ATP binding
Source: RefSeq, a predicted model, not a curated record
GUAGAAUCUGUCGACUUCCGCUAGUUUCAUUCAAGAUUCCCCGGAAGGGCCCUGAUAGUGGCCAGAGCCUGCCCUCUCGCUUGAUGACCACUCAGCGACCCCAGUUCUGAGUUUAGCAAACCCAAGGAAGGGACACUCCCGCCGAGGCAGCAAGCAAAUCAUCCGGGUUUCACGGGCUGCGAGGCUUCGAUUUCACAACACUCGUAUCAAUAUUAGCAGUCACUGCGCAGGGAUUGAUUUUCCAAGCCGUGACAGCCCUCCUCCUCACGCCCCCGCCGUGGAGUUGCUCAUCUGGCUCGUCCGACCCGUCAAGUCCGGAAACUGUGAGCGCACUAAAGAAAAAAAAGAAAAGAAAAAAAGAAAAGGACGAAAAGGUGCUCGAAACAUUUGUGCCCAGCUUGCCUCGCCGGUCUUGACUCCGGAGAUUAGGCUGCCCGGUCGGGGACAUUCGAGGUUUGGUCAUGGCCAGUGCAGAAAGUCACGAAGCUCAAAUCGAGAAGACUACGGCAAUCGACCUGCCGCUGCGCUCGCGCCCGGUCGACGGGGACGCAAUGGCUCCGGCCGUCCAACCGCCGGCGACUCCGGCCUUGGUCUCUCCGGGAAUCCGGGUCGAGCUGUACGGCGAUGCUCAGGCGAAGUCAAAGCCCGCGCCGAUACAGCCUCAAUCCGCACCUCCGGAUGUCCAGAGUUUCCCGAGCCCCAUGAGGCAUCAUCGGAGGACCCCUUCGGCCCAUCGCGAGAUCAAGGAAACGCUCAAUGCACGAUCCGAGUAUUACAACGAGGACUCGGAGGGCCGCUCACACCACCAAAUCAAUCAGUACAUCAUCAAGGAUGAGAUAGGCCGUGGCUCAUACGGCUCCGUUCACUCGGCCGUCGACCAGUUUGGGAACGAAUAUGCCAUCAAGGCGUUCUCCAAGGCACGACUCAGGAAACGGGCCCAGUCAAACAUCCUCCGCCAGGGCCCGCGGCAGCCUGGCCGCUUCCACCGAGCCGGAUUCGGCGCUCCUGAUGACCCCAUCAUGGGCUACAAGGCCCAGCGAGCCAAGGAGGCCAAGGAUGCCCUCUACCUGAUUCGCGAAGAGAUUGCCAUCAUGAAGAAGCUGAAUCAUCCCAACCUUGUUCAGCUGAUUGAGGUCCUGGAUGAUCCCGAGGAUGAUAGCCUCUACAUGGUAUUGGAAAUGUGCAAAAAGGGCGUCGUCAUGCACGUCGGCCUCGGCGAAUCUGCGACGCCCUACGACGAAGAGCAAUGCCGGUACUGGUUCCGCGACCUGAUCCUCGGUAUCGAGUACCUGCACUCUCAGGGAGUCGUCCACCGUGACAUCAAGCCUGAUAACCUAUUGCUCACCGAAGAUGACGUCCUGAAGAUUGUCGAUUUCGGUGUGUCCGAGAUGUUCGAGAAACCCGACAACAUGAGGACGGCCAAGUCCGCUGGCUCGCCCGCCUUUCUCCCUCCGGAGCUGUGUGUGGCGAAGCAUGGCGACGUCUCGGGCAAAGCUGCCGACAUCUGGUCCAUGGGCGUCUCCUUGUAUUGUCUCCGCUACGGAAGGAUACCCUUCGAACGUGAAGGCGUGCUGGAUAUCUACGAGGCAAUCAGGACCGAGACUCCGAAAUUGCCCCCUGACGAGAAUCCGGAUUUUGUUGACUUGAUGGGGCGUGUGCUAGAAAAGGACCCGGAGAAGAGGAUAACGAUGGCUGAGCUCAGGGAACACCCGUGGGUAACGAAAGGGGGUACAGAUCCGCUACUGAGCGCCGAAGAAAACUGCUCCGAACCGGUUGAUCCGCCCAACCUUCUCGAAGUGAACCACGCCUUCACCCGACGGAUGAGCCACCUGAUCUGUGUUAUGAAAGCAAUCCGCAAGUUCAAGAGCCUCCUGUCCCGCCGUCGAGCUGCCCGCCAACAGGACGCCCACCAGGACCUCGGCAGCAACGCAGGCUCUUCCUCACCUCGGCCGGACGAGAAAGCCCACGAUCGACAAUCCACGGCCGAGUUUGCCGCCCGCGUCCUGCGAGAGCGCCAGGAAUUCCUCGCAAAAGGCGGCAGAGCCAGCCUUGACCAACUCCUCCGCCAGUCCUCCUCCUCCUCCUCGACCCUUAUCGCCACCCGCACCAGCGAGUCCGAGACCCAAGACUCGCAAGGGCAACCCCCGUCACCGCCGCCCUUUCUAGGGAUUGGCACAGGCGGCAUUGACGCCUUCCCCAACGCAAUCGACGACCCGCGGCAUCCCUUGGCUGUCGGGAAUGGUGAAGGCGCGCCAGUUGAGGCGGUCGUCUCGGAUUCGCCGACGGUCGUGGACUUCAACGUGUACGACCGGGCGUUUGAGGCCGAGGUGGAGCGGAUCAAGAGAUCGGGCAGCAGACGCGCCGGUGCCGGCGCUCGCGGGUCGAGGGGACAGGGGAGGCCGACGGGCGGUGCUGGUGCAGCAGGGCAACCGGCCGUGAUAUAUCAGACGAGGCUGAGCGAGCGCCGCGGCGGUGGAGAUGCGGGUCUUGAGGGUGGGCAGGAGCGGCUGCUGCAGCAGCUCACCGGGGGGGGUUCGAGGUUCGCGGAUGUGGUGGCGAGGGCUAUGGCCGCGGAGGUGGCGAAGGAGAGGUCGGAGAAGAGCGAGGGUUCUGCGGAGGGCCAGCCUCAUGCGGGAGGUGAAGUGAAUCCCCAAGGCCUAGAGCGCCAGUGAGGGUCAGUUGCUCGUGAACAGGAUCCCCAAGGUAGACCGGCACGCUGCGGCAGUCUCGGGUUUGACCCUCCGGUUUCCGUCAACCGUUCCAUCUACCACCGUGGCGUUUGGAGGAUUGAAGUGAAAAGGGAUGUUUCGUCGUCUCGAUGGAUGUUGUUUUUUUUAUCAUUGUGUCGAGCCGAAAAACGAAACGUCUACUUUUUCAAAAAGUGUCUUGAGUUAAGUUUGAAGGUACGAGAGCAGGUUGAGCCCAGCCUCGCUUGCUGCGAAGCGUCAACUCAAAGUUGAAUGAUGAAAAAAACAUUUCCUCAUCGCCCUCUGGACCGUCGUCCCUUUCUCGACUUUUAUCUUUCCGGUAAAGAU